AUGAGACGAUCUAUUUUGAGCCGCUUUCCCCAGGCCCUGGCCAUCUUUGCGGGCUCUCUCAGUGCCACCACAGCGCAAUCGUCCGAUGCUGCACUGUGGCCGCUGGGCGUCUCAGUGCUAGCCACACUGGGAAAAAGCGGCUCGACAGCUCCUACAGAAGGCUGCAUCCAUUCACCAACGAGUCGGGACUGUUGGAAAGAUGGGUUUGAUCUGUACACUGACUACGAAAGCGCAAUUCCCACUGGGAAACUGGUCCAGUAUAAUCUGACGAUCUCCAACGCCGUCAUGGCGGUCGACGGAUACUUGACAAACAUGACUGUGGUUAAUGGGCAAUUUCCUGGUCCUACAAUUGAGGCUGACUGGGGUGAUACAAUCCGAAUUAGUGUGCAUAAUAAUCUGACCAACCUGAAUGGCACAUCGAUUCACUGGCAUGGAAUCCGUCAAUUUCAAACAAACUGGCUUGAUGGAGUUCCCGGAGUCACCCAGUGCCCAUCUAAGCCGGGUGACACCCAGGUAGUUGAGUUCCGAGCGAUGCAAUAUGGCACGGCAUGGUAUCAUUCACACUAUAGUUUGCAGUACGCGAAUGGUGUGCUUGGCCCUAUUUAUAUCAAAGGCCCUUCCAGCAUGAAUUACGACGUUGAUCUGGGCCCGCUUCUAAUAAGCGACUGGUACCACCAUGACGCUUUUGGCUUGUUCCACUAUGAAAUUGCCUCAGAGCACGCACCCCUGCCAUUGACAACCAUUUUGAAUGGCAAGGGAGUGUUUGACUGUGAUCCGGAUACUGAUUCCCGGUGUACAGGAAAGCAUGAGCGCCAUGAGAUUUUCUGGGUCGACGGGCACAACUUUACUGUUAUUCAGAAUGACUUUGUGCCGAUCAAGCCGUACGUCACGGACGUUUUGAUUGUUGGAAUUGCGCAGCGCUACGAGAUUAUUAUCGAGGCCAAUGCAACGUUCACCCACAACUCUAACUUCUGGAUCCACGGGACCUACUGUGAUGACGACAGUAUGUUAGACUCGAGGGUUGGGAUUAUUCGAUAUAAUGCGUAUAAUCGGCAGGAUCCAUUUACAUUACUGCCCAGCGCGCGUGUCGUCGACUACGGCUGUGAGGAUCCCAAGCCCACCGACCUAGUCCCCAUCGUCCCACGUACCGUGGGCAAGGAGGUAAACGGAUUCACCCCGGCAGACUACCUGCGGAUCGGGCUGCAGAACUGGCCCAAUGUCUCGGACCCAAACAGCCUUAUCCACAAGUGGGUUCUGGUGAACCGUUCGCAGUAUAUCGACUGGCGCGAUCCUAGCCUCUUGCGGCUGGCGACGGCGGACGACGAGCCGCGGCCCUUGUUCCAGCCGGAUACAGUCCCCAUAUACCUGGACUACGAAACAGACGACUGGGUGUAUUUUGUCAUUGAAAAUAACUACACCCUUAGCGAGGCGCACACGCCGCGUACCAUCCCUCGCUCCGUGCACCCCAUCCACCUCCACGGCCACGACUUCCUCAUUCUCGCCCAGGGCACGGGCGAGUUUACCAAGGACGUAGUUCCGAAGUUGGAUAACCCGGCGCGGAGAGACGUGGUUAAUUGUCCAAUCGGGGGGUAUGUGUGGAUCGCCUUCCAGGUUAACAAUCCUGGAGCAUGGCUGAUGCACUGCCAUAUUGCGUGGCACGCGAGCGCCGGGCUCUCCCUGCAGUUUAUUGAGCAGCCUAAGCGCAUUCCCGGAUUGGUGAACCUCUCAGGGGCGUUGCCAGACCUGAAGCAGCAGUGCCAGGACUGGACGGAGUAUUAUAACACGACAAACGUGCCGAAGGGGGCGUUGCAGGACGAUUCAGGGAUUUGA
This is a messenger RNA of Aspergillus tanneri, 1830 nucleotides long. Its product is annotated as multicopper oxidase. The transcript is spliced from 8 exons. NCBI's taxonomy places the organism in Eukaryota, Fungi, Ascomycota, Eurotiomycetes, Eurotiales, Aspergillaceae. The record is from RefSeq and is a predicted model, not a curated record. Gene Ontology annotation, molecular function: copper ion binding; oxidoreductase activity. Bases 1 to 1830 code for a protein of 609 amino acids.